This is a messenger RNA of Zasmidium cellare ATCC 36951, 939 nucleotides long. RefSeq lists its product as uncharacterized. The record is from RefSeq and is a predicted model, not a curated record. The coding region runs from base 1 to 939 and encodes 312 amino acids. Gene Ontology annotation, molecular function: oxidoreductase activity. The transcript is spliced from 4 exons. NCBI's taxonomy places the organism in Eukaryota, Fungi, Ascomycota, Dothideomycetes, Mycosphaerellales, Mycosphaerellaceae.
AUGGCACCCAAUACACAGUUCAACAAGAACGUAGCAAUCUCACACGAUGCAACUUUCGACCCUGAAAACUUGAAGGGCAAAAGUGUGAUCGUCACUGGAGGAGCAAGCGGGAUUGGCGAGGCUGCUAUGCGUAGCUUUGUGAAGGCUGGCGCUUUUGUGACAUUUGGUGACCUGGUCUCAGAUAGAGGCGAAGCCCUUGUCUCAGAACUCGGGCAGGAGAACGUGGCCUUCGUGCCAUGCAACGUUUUGACCUGGAACCACCAGCUGAGCUUGUUUAAGACCGCUCUAGACAAGUCACCAUCGAAGACCAUCGAUGUUGUCUUUGCAAACGCUGGGCUCAACAAACAUGACGACAUUGUCCAACACGAAGCUGUGACACACGAUGGGGACCCUGUAGAGCCGGACUUUACAGUUCUCAAGACAAACUUGCUCGGUGUGGCGUACACGACGAAGCUGGCGAAUUUCUACUUCACCAAGCAAUCAAAAGGUGAUGCACGAGACAGCUGUCUGAUCAUUACUGCAAGCAUGUCUGGCUACAUCGAUCAUCCGGGCUCUCCCCAAUACAAUGCUUCGAAAUGGGCAAUAAGAGGAUUGAUGAGAAGUCUACGCCACACUGGUCCAUCUGUGGGCAUGCGUGUCAAUGUCAUCGCGCCAUGGUUCAUCCACACUCGCAUACUCUCUGAUGAAACUGCUCGCCUCCUCAAAGACGCUGGCUUUGACUUUGCUGACAUUGACGAUGCUGCCGCGGCUGUUCUUCACUUUGCUUCGGACAAAGAGAUCAAUGGUCGAACAUUUUGCGUUGCCCCCAAAGCAGUCUCUAAGCGCGGAUACUACGACCUUGAGAAAGACGAUUGGAACCCGGAUGACAGCAUAACUUUUUGGCAAGAGCUAGCAUUCAAUCUAGGUGCUAAAGUGCGAAGGCCAGAUCGAAGUGGCUGA